CUACGUCAGAUCCUGAACUUGAGCGCCAUUUUUUCCUCAAUAGGGGAAAGAAAGGGACAAAAGCUGGACCAAAAAUAACUUGUCUCUGGAGAGGGUUCGCAAACAUCACCUGUAAUAUUUGGCUACAUUCUUCUAUCAGCGGUGUGUGUAGACCGAGGAUGCUGCUCGGAUGAGUAUCUGUGUGCAGCACCGGGAGCAGACGCAGCUUACCGACACACACAGUUGAGGGCCGGUGGAAGUGGAAAACGUUAGCCCUGUCGGAGGUGGCACAGCGACUACUAACGUAACCUAAACUGAAAAUUGGACGAGGUAAAUAUCUGCGAGGGAGCUGUGGGCAUCCUCAAGUAGGAAGAAGCGGCGUGGCCGGCUUAGUGACCCGGCUUGUUGCUGUCAGCGUGCUACUAGGGGGCUUUUUAAGGACUCCAGUGAGAGCAGCAAACACUCAGCAGUGUUAGCAUGGAUGGCAAUUGAGUGAAGGCACAGUGCUUAUGCAGACAUAACAUCCAUGUGCAGUCAUGCUGUUAUUUUCAUUCUGUCAUGGCUUGUGAGGAAUAAUGUAUCAGGUUCCAGUUGGAAAUAUUGAGAAGAUCCGAAAGGCACGCAAGGCGGUGAAAAACAUCCUAAGUGAGAUUGGCCUGGAAGACUGCCAAAACCAGCUGAAAGAUCUCAACGAAAACGCAGAGAAAAACUCAGAUGAAGACGAGGCCUUUCGGGAAACUGACUGGGGUGAUUUCACAGAUGGAUACAAUGGCAGACUACAGAAAAAGUGGCCUUAUAGGUCUCGAUCUCUGUGCUGUAACCUGUGCAAGUACUCUUCACAAAACAUCUACAACUUCAGGAGCCAUGUCUCUCGCUGCCACGGAUAUGUGCAGUCAUUCUGUGCGUUGGCACCCUGUUCUCAGUGCCUCUUCAUCGGCCACCCCAAGGUUGUCAAGAAGCACACGCUGUUCUUCCAUGCCAAACUCACCACCCACAUACAAUUGCCAAGGGAAGUGUCUUUACCCACCCAUCGUGGAAAUGAGAGAUAUCAGUGUCGAAGAUGUGGAUUUCCGUCCUCUUCUGUCUUCGCGAUGAAGAAGCACAUCAUUCUCAAGCACCUGGACAAUUUGGCAGAACAGUAUAUUGGUUACAGAUUAAACCUUCAAGGGGCUACAUCAGUAAAGGUCUACUGCUGCAAGGUGUGUAGGGUGAACACUGGAAACCUAGACCAAAUGUUACAUCACAUGCUGGUUGAGCCAUCACACUAUUCAGUCAGCACACAAGUGCAGAGUAUGAUUUAUGAGAACAAGAACUACACCAUUAAAUCAACACCUAAUGUGAAUGGCUUGUUUGUGACAUUCCCAAGUAUUGCUCCUAAACCACAGCAACCUCAAAUGUUCAACAGUAAGUCCUUGGUUUUACCAAGUAAUGGCCAACCUGCUGGGACUGUGGUGGCAUUACAGCAUGUACAAGGAACUACAAACAGUGCUACGCUGAUCUGUGCCCCUGGAACCAACCAAGCUUUUCUGCCCCCUCAAGCGUCAGCGCUAGUACAGCUAGCUAGUGCAGAGGCUAAAGGUUUGCUCCAGCCUGGUGCCACGAUAGCCCUCCGAAGUGCUUUGCACCAAGGACCAUCGAUGGUCCAGCUUCCCACAGUGUCUAAUGUGUCUCUGAAACAGGCACCCAUGGCUCUAGCGCCUGCUUCCGCUCAACCACAACAGACUCCACAAGCGCAGCAAAUUGUUCUUCCAUCUGGACUGCAGGCCAACAUGACAGCUGGACCUGGAACUGUAUCUAAGCCUGCGGUGGUUACACAAAAUGCACCAACAAACCAAAUCACCCUGCAAGGUACCAUGUUGACUUCACAGUCUCUGCUGAGUCACUUAAUCCCGACUGGCAACAAGAUGAAUGGCAUGCCCACAUACACUUUUGCUCCACUGCAAGUAGCAAUGCCUGUCUCCCAGAGCACCCCUCUCAAGACUGUUGAUCAGACAAGUAACUCCUCGCCACAAACUAAGAAAUGGAUUACCUGUCCCCUCUGCAAUGAACUUUUCCCUUCCAAUGUCUUUGACAUGCACACAGAGGUUGCCCACCAGACAAAAUCCACUACAUCCAAGUCAGAAAGCGUGGCGGCUCGAGCAGCAUUCUUGAAGAAAAUGCCCGACAAAACUGUCAAAUGUCUAACGUGCAAAAUUCUACUAUCAGAAAAAAGCGUCUUCCAACACCUGCUGCAUGGCCUGAAUUGUUUGUACUGUUCAGCUUUGUUCUUUUCAAUCAAACAGCUUGCUGAGCAUGUAAAGCAGCACAAUCCCACAAGCAAGGCAUACUGUGAUUUCUUGAGGCAGAAGUACAGGGUCUACUCAAAAGGUAUUGGAGGAAUCCUGUUCCCUUACUUUGAUGUCCACACCACAGCACCAAAAGAGGUCCUUGGAGACACUGAGGUCAAUCUUGCCCUGGUCACAAAUUCCCUCGACUUGAUCUUCUUUAAGUUGCAGCCCAGCAGCCAGCCAGAAAUCUGCCCAGCACCUGUGAAAAUCAACAGUUCGUACUGUCCCUUCUGUGGCGAGAAGUUUCAGAAUGAAUCCAUACACCUUCAGCACCUGAAACAAAAACACCUCGUAGCACCCACCAUUCAUGCAAUCCUCAAGACAGAGGCUUUCAAGUGCAUAUACUGCAAUGGUGUGUACACGGGAAUCGUCACCCAGAAGGCGGUGAUGCUCCACAUUCAGCGAUGCAGGUGUUCACCAAAACAACCACAGCCACCCAAAACUACAGGACCACCACAGCAGCCACCACAGCAGCCACCACCACCAAAACCAGCUCAGCAGCUCAGUCAGCCAUCCGGACUCUACUUCCUCCAAAUGCCACAAGGGCUGACUAUGAAACAAACUUUAGCUCCAGCUCGUGUAAUUCCAGCUGCUGCACCCACUGCAGAGCCUCUGCAAACGGAUGCAGAGCUGCAGUCUAAGAAGAGGCUGGAGGCUGCAUGGAAGGAGGUCAUUGAGGCCAACAAACGAGAGCGAGAACAAAGGGCAGCUAUGCGCAAGAAGCGAGAGCAGGAAAAGUCGUUGCCCCCACCAGAGCCUGUGAUUCAGAGCGAUCCCACAGUGAAACUUGUGUUGGAGCCCACUUCGGUUGAGCGCCGCUGCAAUGAGGAGCGCAGAGACUUCAUAUCCAAAUACUUCAACCUGAACCCCUACGCGACCAAAGCCGAGACCGACGAGCUGUGCAGGAGGCUGUCACUCACCAAAGCAGAGUUGGCAGCCCACUUCAGUAAGAAGCGCAGUAAGUGCAUGAAGAGUCUCAAGAGGAACACGGCUGCCAUUCUCCUCGGCUUCAACAUGACUGAACUGAGCAAAGUCAAGCACAAUCUCGUCAUCCCAGAACAGCAGCCUGCCGAUAUCCCAGAACAGCAGCCUGCCGAUAUCUCAGAACAGCAGCCCGCCGAUAUCACAGAGCAGAUGGAAAAUAGUGAGGCUGGACCAGAACCGAUGGAUGAAAGUGGAAAUGAGAAAGUUACAGACGGUGAACAGGUGGAGCAGAUGGAAUGAGUUCAGAAAUGUGUGUGUGUGAAAAAGGAACAACUUAAAAAAAACGGCAAAUAAAGCAAAUACAGAUCUCCCUGAUUUACAAAAACAAAAUUAAACCCUGAUACUUAACAGUCAGUAGAGAAAUUCAUCAUGCAGUGCAUACAAUGUAUUUCCUAACAUAAAGGUUACCUGUAAGUGAGGGCAGUUUCUUAAUGUAGCCUUCAUUAAUCAUGCUUCAUUUGAUUUCAGUAUGUUGUCAGUGGUCCAUAUAUCCUAAUUUCUACAUAAAUGCAGUCAUGCUGUGAUGCUUCUUUAGAACAUAAUGAAGAUACAGAUGUAUUGUCUGUGAGAUAUUUUGGUGUCGGACUGUUGAGCUGCAACAGUAUUUAGCGGGGUACAAUCUCAUUCAACAGCACUUACUGACUUCAAUUUAGGCACUGAUUAGCUCCUGCUUUCUCUGCACCCUUUAAUUUCAGCCCAUUUGUACAAAGUUGCGAUUCCAGCAUCGUUGCUUGUCUGCUAAUAUCACAACAUAGGUGCGCACUUCAACAUAGACUUGAUUUAUUACAUUAUGCUUUCCUCUGUAAAUUGAUGUAUUUUAUUUGUUUUACAUAUUUGGACCUAUUUGUCAUGUACACAGCUUUGAUUUUUUUCAUUGUUUUUUAAAAUCUUUCACACCACUCCCCCCUCUACAUUUCAACAGUUUUAACAGGAAAAUGUUUCUUGCUCCCCAACUCCUGCAGACUGCUUAGGUGAAUGUUCAUCUUGCAGUUUUGAAGCCAAAUUGUGAAGAAUGUACAAAAGUUUGAGUUGUCAGAUUUGUUGAAUUCCCAGAGUUAAUGAACACUUGGUUGUUAUAAAUCUCUGACCAUGUGGCUUGCAUGAGCCUUUGUUUUGUCUAAUGAUUUUAUGAUUUGUGCCAUUGUGAAGUCUACAUAUUUGCAUAGACUUGUAGAAAUUUACAUAGAGAUUUAACAAAACAUAAAACGUUACUGGGUGUUCACCAUAUAUCUUCUGUUCUCCUGACAGCUGGUUUUUUUUUGUACUAUAUAUGUAUUUUCUAUAAUUCCUAGAGGAUCAAAAUGUUGGGAGAGGUACAAAUUCUCAUUCUGUCCAAAACCACUGUGUUGUAAAAAAUAAAGUGGUUUUCUUUUA
This is a messenger RNA of Siniperca chuatsi (mandarin fish), 4664 nucleotides long. RefSeq names its product ADNP homeobox 2b (gene adnp2b). The transcript has 5 exons. The record is from RefSeq and is a predicted model, not a curated record. The coding region runs from base 555 to 3530 and encodes 991 amino acids. Gene Ontology annotation, cellular component: nucleus. Gene Ontology annotation, molecular function: DNA binding. Lineage: Eukaryota; Metazoa; Chordata; Actinopteri; Centrarchiformes; Sinipercidae. Gene Ontology annotation, biological process: regulation of gene expression.